This is a messenger RNA of Drosophila kikkawai, 965 nucleotides long. RefSeq lists its product as uncharacterized. The record is from RefSeq and is a predicted model, not a curated record. NCBI's taxonomy places the organism in Eukaryota, Metazoa, Arthropoda, Insecta, Diptera, Drosophilidae.
UGUCACCUUGCCAACAUGGGUUUGGCUCAACUCUGCUGCAGAAACUUGCUCACUCGGAGCAACUCUGUGUGUUGUCAUUCCUAGCUGUCAAUCGCUUAAAUUAACCCAAUUCAGCUCGGGCUGGAGAAAGUUCUCUAUUAAAUUCAAAUUGCAACUUUGCUCAGCUGGAAUUUCUCGAGUUGGUUGUCAGGAAUUUGCUCAGACUUUGGAGAAUUCUCAACAACUUCAAGGCUGGCAGCUCUCGCAACUGAGUUAAAGUGGAGAAGUGUUUAAAAAUGUCGGGCGAGCAAUUGGAAAAGCCACUGGGCGAUGCAGAGAACAUCACGCGUGGUGUUAAGGGAGAGUCCGCCAGACCUUUAUGCGACCUGUCGCCGCGCAUCCUGUCUGAGCACAACUAUACAAUUCUCUUGCCCGAGCCACUGCCUUCCAAACUCAAUCUCCGCAAGCUGGUCUGCUCCAUUCAUGCCAGGACGAGUCCUAAGGAGUCCAAGAUGCUCCCAAGAUCGGAGUUGUCCGUCCUCGUUCGCAAUGCAGACGUUCUGCUACGACGACUGCGUAGGCUCCUCGGCAGCCGCCGCCGAUUCAUAGACUUUAAACCAAUGGACCCUCUGCAGGAGACCAUUGCCCAGGAACUGGCCAAGAGGUUGGGUUGCCAGACGAGGUUCUACAAUGACUGGAAUGAUAGCCGAUAUUUGGUUGCCUACCGGCCCGGCGUUGAGCCCAAUGCCCUCGAGGUGCGGGUUCGCCAAAUGUGCCAAGAGGACAGGGGUCUGGAGAUCUUCAUGGAGGAGGUGGAAAGCAACCAGCUGCAACCCAUAUCCCUUUCAGACAAGAAGCUCCUCUGGCAUCGGCCCAUCAUAGUGUUUGAACAGCGCCAGAUGCCGGCGAACUCUACUCAGAGUUCCCUUGCCCUGGGCAGAAAAAUCUUCGAAAAGUUAAAACCAGAGUUUCGCCCGAUUCGAUAA